Messenger RNA from Colletotrichum spaethianum, 330 nucleotides. RefSeq lists its product as uncharacterized. Bases 1 to 330 code for a protein of 109 amino acids. Lineage: Eukaryota; Fungi; Ascomycota; Sordariomycetes; Glomerellales; Glomerellaceae. The record is from RefSeq and is a predicted model, not a curated record. The transcript is spliced from 2 exons.
AUGACCGUCCAACCGUGGGGUAACGUCGUAGCGGCGAGAUGUGGUGAUGCGGCUUGUGGGUUUGGCCGGUCCAGGCGUGACGUGACAGUCAAAGCUGUCUCUAGGGAGAGGAAGGACCUCGACUGGGCUUGGAAUGACUGUUUUGCCGUUCACGCAGCGCUUGGCGACAUGGAGUGCGAGGAAACACACGGACCGACGUACGAGGGCGGCGGCGGCGUGGACGAGGACGUGGACGAGCAGAAGAAAGGCGCAACCGACGUCGAUGAUGAGACGGGGGAUGAGAGGCGUGUGAUAAUGGCAAACAGGCCCGGUGCGCUGGGAUGCAGAUAG